AUGGCCUUCCCGAAAGCCCCCGGCGAGGGCUGGAAGCGUUCAACCACGAUCGCCACCAGCGCGCAUUGGCCCCGCAGGCUGCCCUGGGCGACCCUAGUGAGAGCCUUCGACGGUUUCAAGAUGUCGCUCCCGGAGGCGCGCCAGGACCGGAUGCUGGCCACCCUUGAUCCCCUGGCCUUGGACAGAGCCCUACCGCCGCCCAAGAAGCACGAGACACGGGAAAAGAAGUUCUGGGGUGAUCACGAGCCGCUCUCCAAGAUCCCAUUUAAAAUUCUGAGUGGGCACCAGCAUGUUGUGAGUUCCUGUCACUUCUGUGUGGAUGAUACGAAGCUCCUCAGUGGCUCCUAUGACUCCACUGUGAAGCUGUGGGAUGCUGCUGAUGGAUCUGUGGUUCGAGAUUUUGAGCAAGGGCCCAGCGCUCCUGUUUUAGAGUGCAGUGUCACGGCCGACAGCAGAAGAAUUAUUGCAGCAUCCUAUGAUAAAACAGUGAGGGCUUGGGACCUUGAAACAGGCAAGCUGCUGUGGAAAGUCAGCCAUGAUACCUUCAUAGUCGCCUGUAAAUUUUCUCCUGAUGGUAAAUAUGUGGUCUCAGGCUUGGAUGUGGACCAUGGAAUCUGCAUAAUGGAUGCAGAGAACACCACCACCAUAUCAUUCAUCAAAGAUCAUCACAGAAGGUCAAUCACGGCAUGCUGCUUUGAUCCUGACAGCCAGAAGGUGGCUUCCGUCUCACUGGACAGGUGCAUCAAGAUUUGGGAUGUUGCAUCCCAGGCCACCUUGCUCACCAUCACAAAGGCUCAUUCCAAUGCAAUCUCGAACUGCUGUUUUACCUUCAGUGGCCAUUUCCUGUGUACAAGCUCCUGGGAUAAAAACUUAAAAAUAUGGAAUGUCCACACAGGGGAGUUUCGAAACCGUGGAGCCUGUGUGACUCUGAUGCAAGGCCAUGAAGGUUCCGUGAGCUCCUGCUUCUUUGCCAGAGACAGCUCUUUUCUCAUUUCUGGAGGGCUCGACAGGACUGUGGCCAUUUGGGAUGUAGGAGAAGGCUACCGGAAGCUCGCCUUGAAGGGCCAUAAUGACUGGGUGAUGGACGUUGCUGUUAGCAACAACAAGAAAUGGGUCCUGUCUGCUUCAAAGGAUAGGACCAUGAGACUAUGGAAUAUUGAAGAAAUUGACCAAAUUCCUUUGGUAAUCGAGUACAGAAAGGCUAUAGGCUUAAAGGUGAAACAGUGCGAAGGAUGUGACAGGCCUUUCUCCAUCUUUGAAAGUGACACUUCUUCUGAAGUAUUCACCAAAUGUGUGUUCUGCCGGAUAGAAUCGAGAGACUUGCCGGCAGAGGUCUCAUCAUCAGCAGAAACAGAGAGCUUGACACCGAAGACGAGCGAGGAUGACUGAUGGCCACUGGGCCCUUUGAGUUGAUGGGCCACCUGUCAUGUAGGUGAUGGGAUCUUCAGCGACCUUUCUCUUGGGCCCCUUCCCAGCUGAGUGGGCCUGUCAGACUGGGGCCGAGGCCAAGCCCUGACUGAGCUCUCACCAGAGGGCCACCUCCCCAGCUCCG
Molecule: messenger RNA, 1552 nt
Organism: Galeopterus variegatus (Sunda flying lemur)
Lineage: Eukaryota; Metazoa; Chordata; Mammalia; Dermoptera; Cynocephalidae
Gene: WDR88
Product: WD repeat domain 88
Exons: 11
Coding region: 1-1389 (462 amino acids)
Molecular function (GO): protein binding
Source: RefSeq, a predicted model, not a curated record